Messenger RNA from Aspergillus chevalieri, 2430 nucleotides. RefSeq lists its product as uncharacterized. The transcript is spliced from 3 exons. The record is from RefSeq and is a predicted model, not a curated record. The coding region runs from base 1 to 2430 and encodes 809 amino acids. NCBI's taxonomy places the organism in Eukaryota, Fungi, Ascomycota, Eurotiomycetes, Eurotiales, Aspergillaceae.
AUGCGAUACCUUAGCGCGGAAAAACGACAUCAAAUAGUGGGCUCGUAUUAUGCUCCCGAGGGCUACUAUGAGUACACCAAAACCCUACCGUUCCUGGGAACUGUGACAAGUGAUGUGAGGACACUUGUGGCUGGAGAGUGGACGGAGAUAAAUAUCGUCUACGAGGUUGGUGCAUCGGGUCUGGCUGAUGGGGCUUGGAUUAAGGGGACGUUUAAAUUCUACUCGGACUGGACUCUCUUCCAAACAUCUGAUCGAACGAAAGAUAACUAUGUCAGCGCGGAAUACGUGCCCAAGCCCCUACUACCUGGUCAGGAACCAGCGACUGUGCAGUCUUUAGGUGUCCGCUUUGAUCAAAAGGGGCAUGAGAGACCAUUUCAGAAAGCGGUGAUAAUUGACAUUCACGAUGGUUAUCUCAAUGCCGGGGACCAAAUUAUUAUCCGUCUUGGUGAUCGCAGAUUUGGCGCGAGAGGCACUCGCGCGCAGACGUUUGUUGAAUCAGGAUUUCGUUGGCGGUUUUAUAUUGAUCCUGUUGGGACAUCACGUUUUGCCCCAAUUACACCGGACUUAUCUUGGGAUAUCAUUCCAGGAGCGCCUGCAAAGGUGAAAGCGAUAUCACCGCGGCUUGUCAAAAGCGGUACCCCGUUUGCGAUCCAUGUCCAUUCCGAGGAUAUCUGGGGAAAUGUCACUCGUGAUGUCCCGGAUCUAAACUGGAAACUGAAAAUUGAAAAACAAGGGAACAAUGACAGCAAUCCACCAGUGGUUGUGCACAAAGCUGCAGCUACUGCUGACGGGUGGACGAACAACAUUUUCUCGGAUGUCAUCAUCGACAAAGAAGGGGACUAUUUGAUCAAUGUCGAGCUUAGGUCAGCCACAGACACCAUUGCAUCGCAGCAAACGCACCUCACGGUGCUAUCCAAUCUUUCUAUCCCCAAAAUUCUUUUCGGAGAUCUCCACGUCCACUCCGAUGACACAGUUGGCACGGGAUCCUCAGUCUAUAACUUCUCCUACGGACGUGAAAUCGCCGGUCUAGACGUCCUGGGCUACACAGCGAACGACUUCCAAAUCACUGAAGAGCGCUGGGAAUCCACACUAAAGCUCAUUCAAUCAUUCAACCAACCAGGCCAAUUUGUAAUCUUCCCGGGAACAGAAUGGUGCGGGAACUCCGCCGCUGGAGGUGACCACAACGUCGUCUUUCUGGCAGAUCCAGCAACUCAUCCACCUGAAUUCCCUUUUGAUAGCCAUGGAAAUGUAGCGAGGUCUUUUGAAUGGUCCGAGGAUGGUCCCAAGGAUCUUGUUCCUGGCGCUUGGCCACUUGAUGAAGUGUACGCGACGUAUGCACAUACAGCGGAUAGCCAUCUUCUGAUCCCGCAUGUUGGUGGACGGCGGUGUAAUUUGGCCUGGCAUCAUCCACAACUUGAACGACUGGUAGAAAUCGGGAGUGCAUGGGGUCAAUUUGAAUGGCUGCUUCAAGACGCCGUCCGACGGGGCUGGAAAUUGGGUGUUUGUGCUAAUUCCGACGAGCACCGUGGACGAUGCGGUGGGGGUGUUCCUGGAUCCGCUGUGUUUGGUACCCGGGGAGGACUCACGGGGAUCUUGUCUUCGAAGCUCGAGAGAGCAGACAUUGCGCGGGCUUUGCGGGCGAGGCAUACCUUUGCAACUACGGGUCAGCGUCUCGUUGGCUUGAUCUCGACCAAGAAUGGCACUGCGAUUCAGGGAGAUGAGAUUGACCAUUCUGCCAACGAGCCCUUAAAAUUUGACUACCAUUUCCUGGGUGACAGAGGCUUCUGUUCAAUUGAGGCCUUUGAUGCUUCAGGUAAGAUAUGGGAACGCCGACUCUGGUCUGAAACCGAGAAGACACCCACGAUCCUCAGGAUAACUUGGGGCGGAGCCAGAUUAUACGACCGCUAUCGCGAAGCCAUCUGGACUGGCACGAUCGAAACGCAAAGCGCCAUCACCAGAGUCGAACCAUUUGGAGGCUUGGAAGACAACCCUGAAGACCAAGUGGUGCAGAGAGAUGCUCAAUCUAUUGCAUUUCACAGCCAUACUAGCGGAGACGUGGAUGGCGUGCACGUAUACUUCGAUCCAGCCUCAACCCUACCAUCCCAAAUCUCGAUCAAAGGUACUAUCGGCGGAUAUGUAAAGGUUGGCGACGCGCUAACCGGAAAUCCACAUAAACCACAGCCAAGCUUCCAGCUUGAUGCUUCUUGGGACGAGGUCGUUUCGUCUGGUGGAAAGUCGAUUGAAAUCUCUGGUGGAUGUGAAUUAUUCAUUCGUAUGGAAGCUAUUCCAGAAGUCUCUUUGUCGCGUAGGGCUCAAGGAAGCGUUUCUUUCACUACAGAGCGCGGCGAGGAGCGUGCAAUCUAUUUCGUUGGACAGGAAUGGAGUGGAGAGAAGGUUGUGACGAGCCCUGUCUUUGUUAGGGCUACUUGA